Fusarium poae is the source of this 2310-nucleotide messenger RNA. RefSeq lists its product as uncharacterized. Gene Ontology annotation, cellular component: fungal-type vacuole membrane; vacuolar transporter chaperone complex. The coding region runs from base 1 to 2310 and encodes 769 amino acids. The transcript is spliced from 3 exons. Lineage: Eukaryota; Fungi; Ascomycota; Sordariomycetes; Hypocreales; Nectriaceae. The record is from RefSeq and is a predicted model, not a curated record.
AUGCGCUUCGGCCGAACCCUUCGCGAGUCCGUCUACCCGCCAUGGAAGGACAAGUACAUCGAGUACGCAAAGCUUAAGAGCUUGCUGCGGGAGGAUGUGGCCGACGACGAUAACCAGCCGUGGACUGACGAAGAUGAGUCUCGUUUCUCCGAAGAGAUCUUCAACAACCAACUCGAAAAGGUUGCUCAGUUCCAAGAGCAGCGUUUUAAUGCCCUCAAGGACCGGGUCGACUCUUCUUUUGACAAGCUCAAGGAACUGGCUCCUGUUGAGUCAGAGGAGGAUGGAGGUCCUUCUAAAGGUGACAUCUCGGCUACCCGACUGCGGGCUCUGGAGUCGGAGCUUGACGAGAUCACCAAUGAGGUUCGCGAACUCAAGAAGUACAGCCAGAUCAACUACACUGGCUUCCUCAAGAUCAUUAAGAAGCACGAUCGUAAGAGAGGAGACCGCUACAAGGUCCGGCCUGUGAUGCAGUUGAGCUUGUCGCGACGACCUUUCAAUUCCGAGACUGGCUAUUCCCCUCUCCUCAACAAACUUUCUAUAAUGUACUUUGCUAUCCGGCAACAGCUAGAGGAGGAAACCGGAGAUCAACUCCCACCCUUGGAUUUUGAGUCUCAGGGAGAGAUGUACAACGGUGAACGUUACAAAGCUCAUAAGUACUGGGUUCAUCCCGAUAACCUACUCGAAGUCAAGACAGUUAUUUUGCGACAUCUGCCUGCUCUCGUCUACAGCGAAAAGUCUGCCAAGGAGCUUGAUGGUAGCGAUUCGCCAUCCAUUACCUCCCUUUAUUUUGAUAACAAAAAGUUUGAGCUUUACGGAGAAAAGGUUAACCACAAGUCUGAAGCAACCUCGCUGCGCCUUCGUUGGUAUGGCCAGUUGGCCACCCGACCUGAAAUUUUUGUUGAGGAGAAGACUGUCGAUGAAAAGGGUGGCAGCCAGGAUCUCAAGUUCUCCAUCAAAGACAAGUACGCCAAGUCAUUUGUUGAUGGAGAAUACAAGACAGAGAAGGCUGUUCAAAAGCUUAAGAGACAGAGUUUUGCUCCCGAAAAGAUACAGGAGUUCGAACAGACGGUUGGCACAAUCCAGAAACAUCUCAAGGAAAAGGAUCUCGGCCCUGUUCUAAGGGCCAACUAUGUCCGCACGGCCUUCCAGAAGCCUGCUGAUGACCGGAUCCGUAUUGCUAUCGAUACCAAUGUGGCGUUUAUCCGAGAAGAUACGCUUGAUCGUAGCCGCCCCUGCCGUGACCCGAAGGAGUGGCACCGCCUGGAUAUUGACGAUAGCGAAAUGACAUAUCCCUUUAAAAAUAUUAACCAGAGCGAGGUCAACAGGUUUCCGUAUGCCCUCCUUGAAAUCAAGUUGAAGGAGGACGGCCAGCGAAAGCGACCUACCUGGGUCCAGGACUUGAUGGCGUCUCACUUGGUUCACCCAACCCCACACUUCUCCAAGUUUGUGCAUGGUAUUGCGGUCCUUUUUGAAGACUACGUCAACAGUUUGCCCUUUUGGCUCAGUGAUCUUGAUUCCGAUAUCCGCAAAGACCCUCAAAAAACUUUUGAGGAAGAGGAGCAACGACGUGCCCAGCGACACGAGGAUGUCAUGGCUGUGGGCAGUCUCAUAGGAGCCGGCGCAAAAUCGGGAUCUUACAAACCUACACAGAGCUCACCAGUGAGCAAGUCAUAUCUAGCGGACCGCAUGUCUAAGGAUUCGAAUACCCAAAAGCUCAACAAGCAGACCUCGACAUCUGGGAACGGAGAAGAGGUCGGGGAAAGCAGUGGCCAACGCCAGGAAGAACAGGAAAGGUCCUACGGGACUCUGUCGUCUGUCAUUCCCGGUUUUUCGUUAUCCAAGUACUCUCGGGCCAAACGAGCGUCUCAGCAGCCAUUGCCGGAAGGCGUGGUAGCGCCGACACAAUGGAUCAAGAACAUGGGCGAACUUAAGGUGGAACCGAAGGUUUGGCUUGCUAACGAGCGAACGUUCCUCAAAUGGCAGCACAUUUCCAUUCUCCAGGGUGGUCUGGCUGUUGGUCUAUACACGGCUGCAGGUGAAAACACACUCGCAUCUAUCAUCGGUUUCUUGUUCGUUCUCAUUGCCAUAUUUGCCGGCGCUUGGGGCUAUACUAUGCUAAGAAUUCGACGAACGAUGAUUGUAGAACGGAGUGGCAAGGACUUUGAUAACAUGAUUGGGCCCAUGGUUAUCAGUGCCUCGCUGAUGCUUGUGCUUAUUCUCAACUUUUUCUUUGCGUGGCGAGAAGCUUAUGGACGAUUCAACAAUGGUAAUAAUGAUGCGGGAGACCUUCUGUCGGAAGAACUCAGGUAA